AUGGCACGUGGCAGCGGGGAGGGCGGCGACGGCCAUGCCGCGUCGGUGGGGGGCUUGCUGGGGCUGCUGCAGGGCGGCGGGCUGGUGUUCCCCGACGCGCGCGGAGCGGCGUCGGCGGCGAUGAAGCACGGCGAGGAAAAGCGUGCGUACCAGGAAAGACGAGAUCGAUUACUCCUUCUGCGAGAGCAGAAAGAGUACCAACGGAUGAUUGACAACAUUCAAAGGGCACCGCGAGAGACCGUUCGGGAUAUCCAGGCGUCGUUCAAGUUUCAGGUUGGCAUGGGGGCCAACAUGGUGGUGGCGGUGUUCACCACGUUUAUUAUCAGCUAUUGGGCCAGCAAAUUCAUCGUCGGGGACAACAAAUCGCACCGACUAGUAAUCGGGCUCGUGGGCGCCAUGUUCAUCAUGCUGGUGGAGUUGCUGGUGUUUGUGACGCGAUCUCUCAAGGCCGACGAAGUAUUGGAGGACGCACGACGGGUACGAGGUGUAUGA
Ectocarpus siliculosus is the source of this 492-nucleotide messenger RNA. NCBI's taxonomy places the organism in Eukaryota, Phaeophyceae, Ectocarpales, Ectocarpaceae. The record is from the annotation of a GenBank genome assembly.